Messenger RNA from Cryptomeria japonica (Japanese cedar), 2149 nucleotides. Its product is annotated as F-box/FBD/LRR-repeat protein At1g13570. Lineage: Eukaryota; Viridiplantae; Streptophyta; Pinopsida; Cupressales; Cupressaceae. Bases 288 to 1595 code for a protein of 435 amino acids. The transcript has 2 exons. Gene Ontology annotation, molecular function: protein binding. The record is from RefSeq and is a predicted model, not a curated record.
CAAGAAGGCUUUGGGCUAGCAGGGUUCUAUGACAGCGCGUCUCCAAUAAGUAUUAACUAGGUUUGACGGCUCUAUAUUGCCAAACAGUGUGAAGAGUUUGCAAUCGGAGUUACUGGGAUGAGUUGUUUUGGGACUCUAAUUUUGCCAAAUUCCUGUUCUUUUUACAUGAUUGGGUGAUUUCUAAUCUUUGCGAGAUUCAUCAACAAGGGCUGUGGGAAGAACAACCGCAACCUACGGUGCUCUACAACAUUAAAAAAAUGCUAUUGAAUUAAGUUGAAUCAGAUGCAAUGGGGAUGUCAAUUGAUAGGUUGAGCGACUUACCUGACAAUUUAUUGUGCUGCAAAAUUCUCUCUCGCCUUCCUCUAAAAGACGCCAUUCGCUCCUCCAUCCUCUCCACUAGAUGGAGACACCUCUGGAAGCAUAAUCCCUGUCUCCAUUUCUCUCGUGACUUUUUUCAAUCACUGAAUCAUCCAGACAGAGUGCGAAGUCAAUGCUUAGGAUACCUAAAACAUACAGUUGAUAAUAUUCUUCUCCGCCAUUCUGCCAAGCUCGAAAGUUUUAGGUUUUAUUUUGGGCAUUCAUUGAGUAGAGUUAAUGUUGAGAAUAUUGCAGAAUGGAUUGACUGUGCAGCUGCUAAGGGAGUUAAGCAUGUGGGACUUGUCAUCAAUUUUACCAGAAUGGAGAUUCAUAUACCACCACCUCUUUUUGAUUGUCUCUCCCUUGCGGAUUUGGAGCUUGGAGGUUUUACGUUUUCAGAAAUACCCACUGACUUUGGGGGUUUCUUGUCUCUUAAAACGUGCUCUUUUUCUAAUAUUGUAAAUUUGACUGAUGAUAAGCUUCAACAGCUCAUAGCAUUAUGUCCGCAUCUUCAGAAAUUGGUUCUGAAAAGCUGUUUUCAACUAAAAAAAUUAAGAAUUAGGGCUCCGGAUCUCGAUAGCUUGAAUUUGACAGCUUGCUGUUGGAUAGAAUCAUUGACAGCAGACUGUCCUCGACUGGUCAAACUCGAAGUGGAGGAUUGUGACAGGCUAUUUAAAAUGCAGCUAAAUUUUUGUAUGUUUCUACAAGAUCUAUCUGCUUCAGGUUUUGGGUCAUUUGGAGGAGCUACUACUGUGAAAUCAUUAAAAACAUUAUCCUUUAUGGCAUGCCCAGAGAUUUCACAUCCUCCUUUUCUUGCCCUAGUUGGCAGUUUUCCUGAUCUGGAAGAAUUGAAAUUAACAGCCAUCUUCUUCGAGGACAUGACAAGAGGCAAUAUGGUUGUACCAUGGCAAGAUGUGGCGACGCUAAAGUUGUUAGGUCACAAAAAGUUUCCAAAUCUGAAGAAGGUAUACAUAGAAAUAUCAUCAGAGAUGAGUCAAAAUGAAAUAGCUUUCCUGGCUUACCUUCUAGCAUAUACUCCAUGUUUGAAAGUUAUUAGUGUCAUCCUACCUCACUGCCCCAAAAAUAUUCACAAGCAGAUGUUCAUAGAUCAACUAUUGUAUUUAGAUAGGCUGUCUCAUGAAGCAGAGAUAAGAAUAUUAAAUAACAGAGAACUAGUUGAUGCAAUUUGUAUGGAAAUGCCUUUUUCUGCCUCCGACUACUCACGGGAUUCAGAUUAGAAGAAAGAAGAAACUAACAGGCCCUCUGUUUUUAUAGGUUAUAAACAACCUAUGAAAUACAUGAAGGUGACUAGUUUUAUCAGUAGCGUGAGUAGUAUAAUCUUUCGUGAUAAAGGACUACGUCUAACAACAAUAUACAGUUCUCAAGGGAUUACUCUGGCAUGGUGUCUACAAGACACAUCAUCUUAUUUAGGAUCGGCAAAUAAAAAAGGAAGAAUGAUCUGGAAGGAAUCCUGCUUCAAUGAUUCAGCGGGCAGGGCAGCUGUUUGUGUUAAGAGCUCUUUGGCGCACCAUGGCUUCAAGCUGCCCAACGAGCUCGGUGGUUGCUAGUGUCUAUGGUUGACUCUAAACUGUUAGUUUCGGAAUCAUAUCUGUUGGUUUACAGCCUUAAUGGUGUUGGUCCAUGUGGUUGUUUCAUUGCUGUUUGUGGGCCUUCAUCACUGUAUCUUUAUUCAUCUUUGUAAAAGGGGCUGAUCCCUUUCAAAAACCCUUAUUUACCCUUAAUUAAAAAAUAUAUAAUUUGGUGUGCCAAUUUUUUAAAGAGGUUUUAAGUU